GUUGGAUCCGUGAGAAUCGUCGGUUCGGGAGAUUUCUCGACGUUAGUGCUACUUACUAUGUAACGUCGCGCUCUGUUUGCCACCUGCCCCGGAGGAGUUCGUCGACUUUAAAUAUAGUAACGGAAAAAAUUCCACCCCAUUUCCACCCUAUCCAGCGUUGGCCGUCGUCUAAAGCUAACCCCCGUCAGCACAAACGACGGCUCUUGAAGAAGCAAUAAGGACCUCUUUCGUGAAUGUGCGACGGCCGGCUACAAUACAGUUUACGGUCGGCGGAGGACAGCACUGGAAUUAUACAGUAGUGGCUACCGGGUAAAAGUGAAGGUUUCUCGUGCUGAUUUCCCACAUUGUGCGCCGCGAUGAACUAGGGGGAACACCAUGUGUUGAUCCGUGGGAAGCAUUUUAUGAGCGGUUUACUAGUUUAAUUGCAUGACUGCUCGGAUAAGGUUUAGCAGUUGUAACAGCAGUGUGUGUAAUAUAACGAGUGUAACACAUCGAUAGUAGAGCGCUUUGCUUAACUAUAAUUUCCCGUCGAUUGAACAGCAGCAGCGUGGAAAGUGAAAACCUAACCGCAUAAAUAGGUACCGUGAAAUGUGGAUGUUCGGGUCACGUUCGGUACUUCUGUUUGUAUAUUGAUGAAGUACUCAGCAUUCCGAGGAUUCGUGAGUGAAAUGUGUCUGUUGAUAUGUGUUGGACUUUGCUCUCCGGAGCAUAGCCUAUGCUAAGAAAUAACAUAAAUGUAUAUAGACAGACGGAGUCGAACCUUUAUGAAUGUGGAUGGAUGGAAUAGAGGAGAGCAAAUAAUUCAAAACAUUGGCUGUCCUUUAUAUCGUAUACCAAAUAGAGAAAAGUUGUCGGUUCGGGUAUGCAUUGGAUAGCUUUAUACUGUACUCUGAUAAGAGGAUGGAUUUUUAAAUAGGAUGGUCGAGCACAAAAAGUUUUCUAUUUCCAUUCGGUAACUACUAAGUAUUGGAAAAAGAUUAAGAGUCCCACCUUCAUGGACUGCCAAAUAUAACAACAAUGGCAAUUUACUGUCCUCGUUGGAACCGAGCCUAUCUCCGAAAAGUGUACUACAGAUAAAUUAAUUGAAUUAUUCGUGUAUGACGGAUCAGUUUUGCUUCCAUAGAAUUCUAAAAUUGGGACCAUUGAAACGGUCGAAUCGAGAGAACCCAGUGCUGGCAAGUGUAAGGGCGCGAAGAGUGUUUCGUCAAUACUAAGCACACAAAGGUUUACCGCAUGAAAGAGUCCAAUCGAGUAGCUGUUGAAGCUGCCUGCGAAGCACAACGGUCAGAGUCGCUGCGAACAAGUGAAUUCGUGAUAGUGUUAUCAUUCAAAUUGGUUUAACAGCUUAAAGCGAAAGUGCUCGCGUUGCAUGUUUUUGGAGCGUCAAAUUCUCGAGCGGCCAAAGCAUGUCCUAUCGCCGUCGGCUUGGAUUGUGCGAAAUCCGAUAGUCUGAUAGUUUGCCUGUGCUGUGGGGAAAGAAAGAACAGCCAAAGGUUUUCAGCCCAGCGGUCGUCGGAAGUAACUUGAGAAAGCAUGUUGCGGGACAAGGAAGAUGAUCAGGAGAUAUGCAAAGCGCCAUCACCCACUUUGGAGGAAAGAAAUUAUUCGAGAGAUUCCGAUCUGGAUCCGCUCGGAUCACAAAGGGUGUACAAGAAAACGUCUUCAAAUCAACUGUUGAUGCUGUAUUUGGGCAGUAGGGAGCUAGUAGCUCGUAAAGGAGCUAUCGAGCCGCUUAGGGGAGUUCUCUACAUCGAUUCAAAAAUUAUCAGCAUAUCCAAAAUAUACGGCCAAUUGACGCUGACCUUUCGCUACGGCCGCGAGGACGAAGAGGUAAUGGGUCUGAAGUUCUGCAAUGAAGCCGUCAUCGCCUUACAGCAAAUUUGGCCUAGGCCUGCGGGAGCCGAACCGGAAGCACUAACCCCGCUGCAGGAAGCUCUACUCGACAGACUGGGUAAAAAUGCUGUUCCUUUUGCGCUGGAAAUUGGCACCAUGGCUCCACCGAGUGUUCAGCUGCUGCCGGCAAAGCGCUACACCGGUGCCCCCAUCGGUACCAGCUAUGACGUGCGGGUCUACACGGCGGAGGCCUCAGUGGACGAACGUGUCCAACGCCGGUCGACUGUGAGAUUAGGUAUAAGAUUAAUUCAUAAGAUCUGUCCCGAUUCUACGAAGGCAUCCACGCUGGAGACAUCCACCCUCAACUCGUUCGUUGGCGGUAGCGGAAGCGGAAACGUUGACCCAAAGUCACCUCCUAUCACGGUGGACCCACCAAGUAAUAGCAGUGCCACUACCACAAAUUCUACUACUCCGACCAGCUCGGCAAACAGUGCUGUCAACCAAACUUCCGGUAGUGCCAGUAAUACCAGCACCAUGCCUCGCUCCCUGCGCCUCCGGCUGUCGCCAAAGUCUCUGAAGCUGACCUCGCUUCACCGGCACAGCAGUAGUGUGGAUAGCACGAACGGCGGCAUCAAAUCCUACGGCGAGCACGGUAUCAUCGAGCUGACGGAUGUGAACAAAGGACCGCAGGUAACCGUGGACAAACCAUUUUUAUGGGCUGAUGGACGAGUGAAUCUGCAGGCCUCGCUCAACAAGGCGGCCUUCGUUCAUGGUGAAAACGUUACUGUAACACUCGACAUUAAAAACGACAGCCGGAAAGUGGUGAGAAAAAUACGGCUUGUCGCCGUCCAGCACGUAGAUGUCUGCAUGUUCAGUAAUGGAAAAUUCAAAAACAUUGUAGCUGAAGUAGACGUCAGUAAACAUAUCGGUCCAGGAGAUACUCUGCAUGCGUCCUAUUCACUGCUUCCGGUUAGAGGAACUACGAAAAACUGGAUUGCCGUCGAAGGUGCCCUGUUCAGCAGUAACUACAACGAUCCCAGUACGUCAGCCUACAAUUCUAAGCUAGCUACCAGCGCCCCGCGCGGGUUAAUGAUCGCAUCUUCCGCGUCGGAAGAGAAGAAUGUUUUCGCAAUCUAUGUAUCCUACUACGUUAAGGUUAAACUAAUACUCAGUAGCAUGGGCGGAGAAGUUUCCUUGAAACUUCCCUUUGUUCUAGGUAAUGUGGAGCUAGCGGACACAAGUGACGGCCCAACGACACUUAGUGGACUCCGCAAACUUCGAGAAAUGAACCGAAAAGCAAGCUCUGUCACUAGUAAUGGCGGUGGUAGUAUCGAUUUGGGCCCACUUUAUCCGGUAGCGAAGCAGCUUAGUGUGCAUGAUGUAGCAGACGAUCGGAGGAUAACUGAGCUGAGCAAUCAUAACAAACGAAUGCCCUCUCGAUCCAUUUCGGAAACUUCUCCCUCGAGAGCAGCUCAUCCACCGACGUCAUUGAAAGAUAAUGACACCAGCAAUCGAAGGGAAAUGUUCAAAAAUUCUAAAUUUAACGAAAACCUCAACAGUACAAUCGAUGUGAUUACAGAAGACUUCCAGGCCAUCACAACCAACAUCUGUAAUCUGGUCAAGUCGGAUUCCAGCAAAUCAAACCUAAACGAAUCUGGCCCCUGUCAGCAGGAGUUUAGCGUUGAAGCGCAAAUCCACUGUCCCCAAAUAGCAGAUGAUGGUCUGACUCCACAUUGAUCAUCCCUAGCGUUACAUAGCAAACUGUCGCAAAAUUGCCGACCCAUCAAAUUCUCAUCAAUACUAAUGUAAAUAAUCUAGAAAAACUUAUUGCAAUUGUAAGAAAAUUUCUACCUGUAAUUCUCAACCUGCUGGUUAGCGUUGAUUGAUUUUACAAAACCAUAACAAAGGUAGUAAAUUUUAUCGAAACUACACAUUACAGCUAUUCAUAAACGGACUGUAGCGUGAGACAGAGAGCCAAAAUGUAGGUAUAACUUUUUUGUCACUAUUUUAUACUGAAGCACUCUAUUUGUGAUGUUGGAUUGAUUGAUAAAUGUUUCUAUUUUGUAAGAAAUGUUUGCACUCGCUGCAGCAACGCGUAAAACACCCAAUUUUGUGUGGGUAGAAAGAUAAUGUUAUGUUCGUAGGAAAAAUACAAAAAAAAACUACAGAUCAUGGGAAACGUCGAAAUGUGUAGUAAAAAAUCAGCAUCAGCAAAAUGAUGAAUGAAGAAAAAACCACAUUUCUGUUAUAUAGUUAAAAAAAGUUGUGUUUAAAAUUCACCGAUUGGAAGUAACAAUUUGAUACAUGUUCGAUCAGUCAUAUUAAAAAAAAAGCUUUUCCGAAAGCUUUGCAUAGGAAGUAAACAUGAAUUUGUUAAUUUGUGUAGUAAAAAUAAAAUUAAUUAUUCGUCGAAAAAAUUAAUACAAUGUAGCCAAUACAUAGUAGAAAUGACAGAGAAAGUAUAACCCGACAAUGCAGUUAAAAAGACCUAUCAACAUUGUAAGGAGUAUGAAACAGAAGUAAUGCAAAGCUUAGGUACUAACAUUUCGCUAGUGAAAAUUGACCCUUCUGUUCAUUGGACACAGACUUUGGAAGGUCGAAAAUAAUGGGU
Wyeomyia smithii (pitcher-plant mosquito) is the source of this 4444-nucleotide messenger RNA. RefSeq lists its product as uncharacterized. NCBI's taxonomy places the organism in Eukaryota, Metazoa, Arthropoda, Insecta, Diptera, Culicidae. The record is from RefSeq and is a predicted model, not a curated record. Gene Ontology annotation, cellular component: cytoplasm. Bases 1534 to 3570 code for a protein of 678 amino acids. Gene Ontology annotation, molecular function: G protein-coupled receptor binding. Gene Ontology annotation, biological process: G protein-coupled receptor internalization; signal transduction. The transcript is spliced from 11 exons.